Messenger RNA from Talaromyces atroroseus, 1494 nucleotides. RefSeq lists its product as hypothetical. Gene Ontology annotation, molecular function: FAD binding. Lineage: Eukaryota; Fungi; Ascomycota; Eurotiomycetes; Eurotiales; Trichocomaceae. The record is from RefSeq and is a predicted model, not a curated record. Bases 1 to 1494 code for a protein of 497 amino acids. The transcript has 4 exons.
AUGGAUCCUAUCGAGAAGGUGCUCGAACGUCGCGAGGGUCCUUUGACCUUGGGCCAGGCCGAUGGUGUGCAAUGCCGGACCGUCGAGAUCUUCGAGAGCUUUGGCAUUGGUGAUGAGCUUCUUCGUGCAUCUUACCAUGUUCUGGAGGUUGUUUUCUGGACCGAGGAUAGCCCGGGUGUUAUCAAGCGCACAGGCAGGACGCCAGAUACUCAACCGGGGUUUUCACAUCAACCGCAUGGCAUACUAAACCAGGCACGUGUCAAUAAGCUCCUGCUUGAUGCUAUGCAUCGUUUCAACAAGCAAGAAGUAGACUACGGUUAUGACAUUAAACAUUUAGAGGUUGAUAGUCAACAGGCCAAAGAUCCUUCAGCAUACCCGGUUAAAGUCAUCACUAGGAAAGAUGGGAGAAUAGUGCAGUUUGAAGCCAAGUAUGCACUUGCCAGGGAAGUGAAAUUGGAGGAUCUACAGCAUACAGCUAAGAACAUCCUCAGUCAGUAUGAUGUGGAUUUUACGGAUACCAUUUGGUGGUCUGCCUAUCCCAUUGGCCAGCGUCACGCCGACAGCUUUCAUGAGGAUUACCGGGUUUUCUUGGCUGGUGAUGCAUGCCACACGCACUCUCCCAAGGCUGGUCAGGGGAUGAAUGUUAGGCUUCAAGAUGGAUACAAUAUUGGAUGGAAACUAGCCUCGGUAUUGAAAGGAUUGACCCCUCCAUCUCUGCUGAAAACCUAUGUUCUCGAGCGUAGGAAGACAGCUAUCGACUUGAUCAACUUUGAUCGCUAUUUCUCGAAGCUCUUCUCAUCAACCGCCAAAACGUCGCCCCAGGAAUUCCAGAAAGGAUUCAUUCAGGCUGGAAAAUACACGGCUGGCUUAACAGCCAAGUAUGACAGAUCACCAAUCGUGUCUGAUAUGGAUGAGACACAAGGACUUGCGACCAAUGUUGUGGUCGGAAUGAGGCUACCCAGUGCCCAAGUCGUGCGCUUCUGCGACUCGAAGCCCCUGCAGCUAAUGACUGUGCUAAAGUCCGAUGGCCGGUGGCGUCUUAUAGCUUUUGCUGGCGACAUUACUUUGACUGUCAAUCAGGACCGUUUACGUGCUCUUGGAAACUAUCUCAUGUCGGUGGAAAGUCCCAUGCGCCGUUUUGCCCCUGGUGGUGGUGGUGACAUCGACAGCCUGAUCGAACCGAUUCUAGUGGCAUAUGGUAAUCGCCACGAGAUAGAGCUUGACCAGGUUCCAGAAUCCUUCUACCCAAUAUCCGGGAAGCAUAAAGUUCACGACCUCCAUAAAAUCCUCUUUGAUGACGAGAGCUACAGCAAAAGCCAUGGCCACCUCUAUGAAUAUCUCGGCAUGAGCCCUCAGAACAGUUCUAUUGUCAUCGUUCGACCGGAUCAGUGUAAGCAAGGUGUCCUCUCCUCCUCACUAGGAGAAAACGAAUGCGAAUCGGAGCCAAGGGUCAAUGAUCUUCCCACUUUCACAUUGAGUAGGCACCUCUUUUAG